Molecule: messenger RNA, 2589 nt
Organism: Zingiber officinale
Lineage: Eukaryota; Viridiplantae; Streptophyta; Magnoliopsida; Zingiberales; Zingiberaceae
Product: UV radiation resistance-associated gene protein-like
Exons: 7
Coding region: 693-1814 (373 amino acids)
Biological process (GO): SNARE complex assembly
Cellular component (GO): lytic vacuole; endosome
Molecular function (GO): SNARE binding
Source: RefSeq, a predicted model, not a curated record
CUCACUGACAUGUCCUUACUGGAGUAUGGGCCAUGGACACGUGUACACCUCGAUAAGUGCACACUCACUUUUUCGCUGCCCUAUAUAAAGGCCCUCAUUCUUCACCGGAGGUACGCAUUCUACCAGCUUUGGAGUCACCUUCUUUACUACUUGCUUGCCUAACUUGAGCGUCGGAGGGUCGCCGCCGGGAACCCCUGCCCGACCCGACUUCUGUGCAGGACCGCCGGAGCUUCAGAGGCCUGCGUCAUCGACUAGAAGAGCGCUACGUGCCCAGCGUCCUUUGGUUCGACGAUUCGGACAGGAUCACUCUUCAUUGGGGGCUUCUUGCAACUUUUUGUUUUUAUGUAAAGUGAAAAAAAAAUGAGGAUUAUUUAUUUAAUUGUAUUUGUUUAACUGAAACAAAAUAGUUUGUUUAAUUUAAAUUUAUUUAUUUUCCUCAAAAUGAAAACAAAAUAGGGUUUGUUUAAUUGCUUCAGGCAAAUUGUUUUGAAUGGUUGGUUUGAAAACAAAAUAGAAUAUAUUCGUUUGAAAUGAGAUCCCAUCAUUUUCCUCUCUUUUUUUUUUCUACCGAAAUAUCUUUUUCCCCAAUACGCGCGCCGCAACUCCUCCCUUUUCUCGUUCGCCAUGAUCCGCGGAUGAGCUCCGCCGCCGCCGUUGCUGGAGAACGAUGAAGAUCGCCGCGAUCGCUGCCGAUGGAAUCCGAUCGUCCAAGGGAGCCUGAUCUCGCCACGGGGACCGAAUUGUCGGAGUGGGCUGUCUGUGACGCGCAGGAGAUCGAAGGCGGAGACGACCCCAAGAUUGUCGAUUGGGAGGACCUGCAGCAGGAGCUCGCUCGACUCUGGAGCCUCUCUUCGGCGCUCAAGAAGGCUAAGGAGAGGAAGGAGUCGCUUUCCCAACGUCUGGAAUCGUUCAUCGAGGCGAGAAAAGGACCAUUACGCCAAACAAAUGAGUUAGAGGAGAUGAAGGAUAAACUGGAAUCUAAGAGACUUGCCUUGGAAAACUUGUCCAUGCACAUUAAGCAGACUUCAGAGAAUUCACAAAAAGAAAGAGAUAAACUUUGCCACAGUACCAGAGUGUUGUUGGUAGCUGGAAAGAGAUUAACUGCGUCCCACCAGCAGUUGCAGGAAGCUAGUAAAUUGCUAUCUGGAGAAAGGGGAUAUGAUAAUCUGAAAAAGCUGCAAAAGUUGCUUAGGCUGAGGCAAGGUGAUAUGGUAACUCAAAUAUCAAAACUUUACUCAAUCAAGAGUGCAAGUGAACAACCAUUUACGGAGGCCACUGAUCCGCAUACUAUUGGCACGAGUUCAAGAGGUUCUACUAGUCCAUCCUCACCUUCUAAACCCCUGCACUUGCCAUCUUUGACAAUAUUAGGUCUUCAACUAACUAUGCUUCCUAUAAAAACGAUGGGUUACUUUAGUGACAAGAAGGAGGUUCAGAUGUUUGCAAGUGCCUUGGGUUAUGUUGCACAUGCAGUCUCACUUAUUUCAUCAUACCUGUAUGUGCCUCUCCGCUAUCCUUUGCACUUCAAAGGCUCGCGCUCAUAUAUUUAUGAUCAUACAUCUACAGUUGAUAAUGCUGCAUCUGAUUUGAUGGGAAACUCGGCAUCAUUAAGCACAAGCUCUAAGCCGAUUGACUUUCCACUUUUUCUAGAUGGUCAAGAUACUACAAGAGCAGCCUAUGCAAUAUUCUUAUUGAAUAAGAAUUUGGAGCAACUUUUGAAUUACAUCGACGCAGAAAGUUUGGGCCCACGCCAUAUAUUACCUAAUUUAAAGGAGCUCACGCAGAUUAUCCUGUCAAAAGAAUACCUUAACAUGUGAUUUCAUUUACUCCAUAAGGUUUUGAAGACACGUAAAUCUUACCAAUUCCUUGGCAGCCAAUUUGUAUAUUCGUUCCACCUUGUUGGAUGUUUUAUUUAAAGCGCCAUUGGCCACGAUAGAUUCUUCUGUGGUUGUCAAUCACACUUUUUUUUUAUGCUUUAAAAUGUUAUUUUGCACGACAGAAGACAGUAUCAUUCACAUCUCCUGCUGCGGAUGCAUGCAUUCGUUUAUCCACCUUUUUAUUUGGAUAUGUCAUAUGUGCCAAUAUACCGUAAGCCCUAAAUCCAAUUCUUUUUUACCUCAUCAGUGUCGACAGUAGAUUUUGUAUUGUAUCUAUCAAUAUUAUAUAAUAUCCAGAAUUAGGCGAAGAGUUGGUAAUCUCUUUCAGUGACUUUGAUCUAUUUAGCCCGUAUCAAUAAUCUGGACAGCAUUAGAAUGAAUCUUUCUUUGGCUUCUCAUUUUAAAGACAAUCCUUUUUUUCUGAGUUCGGCUCUAUAUCACUGGAAUUUUUCCAAUUGUUUUGCUUAUUCGGCACACGAAAUUUAUUAUUUCCCUUCAACAAAGUCAACUGAUUUGGUUGAUUGCAGAGCAUGACCUUCGUGCUGCAGGUUGCCUAAUUUCAUCGCCAAGUGAUGUUGAUUGCAGACCAUACUGACGUCUACCUGGUGACUGCAUAACUUUGACUUGAGCAGCAUUCAAGACCAAUCGACUCCAGCAGCAUGAACGGAAUUUGACUUGCAUGAUUGUGAUAUGCAAGAGAACUCAGCAGGGCCUG